AUGUCUGAAGAAGAGAUUGUUGCAUGUGAUCAAUGCAAAUAAGUGCCAGAUAAUUACUUAAGUCUGAAUUGUAAUCAUUGUUUCUGCUUAGUCUGUAUGGCUCAAAACUUUCUGAAAGGUGGAAGAAUCUUCAAAUUAGAAGGAACAGAUAACAUUCAUUAUAUAUGUACGGUGUGUGAAAAAGACACUCCCUUAGAUGAUGGAUCAGUAUCAGUAGUUGAGAGUAUCUGUCAUCAAUUGAUUCAAACUAGUCUUGAGAAGGUUCGUGAAGAAUAACAUAUUACUAAAGAAGAAAAACCCCUUCAAUAGAGUUAGACUAUUGCAUAGCCUAUAGCAUAACCAAAAUGCGAUAUUCAUACCAAGGAGGAUGCAACAUUAUUUUGUUUCACUUGUGAGAAUAAAUGUUUUUGUAUUAAAUGCCUGUUGAGACACGAUAAUAAAACACAUGAAAUAUAGAAUGUGAAUAGUUGUUUGAAAAGAUUGAGGAGUAAAAUGAAUGAUGCCACUCACACAAUAGGGGCAUCAUUAGAAUUAAUGCAAUUGCAAUUAAAAAGAGUUUAAGACUAAGAUUCUACGUUGUAAGAGGAGAUGGAUUAUCUAACUUAAAGAGUGCAAGAAUAGUCUCAAUCAUUAUAUCAAGUGAUUCAGAAUAAAGAGAAAGAGAUUGUAACUCAAUUAGAUAAUCUCAAAGAGAUACAAGAACAACAGACUGAAAAAAUGCUCAAUGAUAUUCAGAUGAAAAUUAACAGUCUCAUUUAAUUGAGGAGUGACUUUGAAAACAUUGGUUUGAGUGAAUAAUUAUAACCUUCAGUGAGUAUUCUCAACUACUAUUCAGGAUGUAAAUAAAUAAUGCAAAAAGUCAUAGGAUAAAUGAGUUUUAGUGAUAUUUUUAGUACUGUCAAAUAUUUCCCAGAUAAUGAUUAAUUCUUUAGAUAUGACGAGUUUGAAUUGAAAAUGCAGAAUUUGAAAGCACAAAUUGAUAGAUUCCUUACUUAAUAAAGAUCAGUCUCUUAACAUGAGAAGUAGAGUAGAAUUACUCAAAAAUCAGCCAUCAUGGAUUAGUUGUAUCUUAGUUAAAGAUGUCAUACCUAAAUGGAUGAAAGUACUGAUAGUUUUAAAUCCCAUUAAGUGUCCACUUACUCUAAAAUAAACACUCCAAUCAAUAAUUAAAGGAAUUUGUAAGCCAAGGUUGAGGAAAUAAAAUAAUUAUAUUCAGAUAGAGUGAAGACUUAAUAAAAGCUGUAGAAACAAUAAGAGAAUAGUCUGAAUAAUAUUCAAAGGUCCUUUUCUGAAUUAGCUAGUUUCAAAAAAUAGACUGCUCUAAGUGCGUUAAGAUUAUAAUAAGGUUUAUUCGAUUCUAGAGUAACCAAGAAAGUAUAAUAAUCUUAGUAACAAUAAUCACAAGAAUCACAACAAGUACAAAAAUGA
Molecule: messenger RNA, 1428 nt
Organism: Paramecium tetraurelia
Lineage: Eukaryota; Ciliophora; Oligohymenophorea; Peniculida; Parameciidae
Exons: 3
Source: RefSeq, a predicted model, not a curated record